AUGGCCUGCGCGCCGCCCCGCGCCGAGGCGGCGCCCGCGGCGCGCUCCGCGGCCACCGACAGCGAGGCGUCUGUCGCUGUGGCGGUGGAGGGGCCGGGCUGGGCGGCGGAGGCGGCGAGGCGGCUCCGGAGGCACGGCUUCUGCGUGCUCACGGGCGGCCCGGGCCGCGGGCUGGCGCCAGCCGAGGUGUGCGAGCGGGGCGCGGGGGCCGCCCUGGAGCGCCUGGGGCAGCUGGCGGGCCUGUGGCGGCAGCUCGGCCUGGACAACAGCAGGGACAAAGUCAUGUUCUCGGAGGUCUGCGCCCGGAGGCCCGGCUGCCGCCGCUACGACGUCUCCCUGGCGCUGGCGGGGCUCCCCGCCGACGGGCCCGGGCCGCCCGGGGAGGCGGCGGACCCCGCCUGGGGCGAGCUGCAGGGCCACAUCGACCGGUGGGCUCGGCCCGUGCUGCGGGCUUCCGGCCUGCUCCGGCCAGGCUGCCAGGACCGCGCCGGUUGCGUGGUGAGCGAGCCAGGCGCGCCUGCGCAGGACUUCCACCAGGACGGGAUGGAGCCUGGGCUCGUGAACGCGUUCAUGCCGCUCGUGCCCGUCGUCGCCUCGAACGGUCCCACCGAGUUCCGCCCAGGCUCUCACCGCUCCGCGUGGGACUUGGAUUCGGGCUCCGACGGCGGCUGCGCGGCGGACAGCGACGAGGAGAGGCCUGCGGUCGCUCCCGAGGUAGGCAGGGGGGACCUGCUACUCUUCGAUUACCGCGUGUUCCACCGCGGCCUCGCCAACUGCAGCGCGGAGCCGCGCCCCGUCGCCUACAUAGUGUACGCGCGGCACGGCCUGAGCGAUCGCCACAACUUCCCAGACGCCUCUCUGGUCGAGGAAAGGAUCGAGUGUUGGCUCGUUGGCCCAAUCCUGGCAGUCCUGAGCGUGCGCACGGCAGGCCUGGACGCCCAUCCCUUCUUCGCAUCCGGAUGUCGAGCUUGA
Prorocentrum cordatum is the source of this 972-nucleotide messenger RNA. NCBI's taxonomy places the organism in Eukaryota, Dinophyceae, Prorocentrales, Prorocentraceae. The record is from the annotation of a GenBank genome assembly.